Dalotia coriaria is the source of this 947-nucleotide messenger RNA. RefSeq names its product nascent polypeptide associated complex protein alpha subunit (gene Nacalpha). The coding region runs from base 176 to 829 and encodes 217 amino acids. NCBI's taxonomy places the organism in Eukaryota, Metazoa, Arthropoda, Insecta, Coleoptera, Staphylinidae. The record is from RefSeq and is a predicted model, not a curated record. Gene Ontology annotation, biological process: protein targeting to membrane. The transcript has 3 exons. Gene Ontology annotation, cellular component: nascent polypeptide-associated complex; cytoplasm.
UCUUAGAAACUACGAUUUAAAAUAUUUUUUAAGAUGUGUAGUGGCAGUUUAAGGAACUAAGCCAUGUGCAUCGAUAAAGCAGUGUCCAAUUGAACACACUUCUCGCUAACCUCUCUUUUCGAGUUGUUUGCCUCUUUUUGCUAUUUAAGGAAACAUAGCAGAAAUACACAUCACCAUGCCAGAACAAACUGCAGUUGACAAAAAGCCGGCGGCGGAGGCGAAAAAACCUGAACAACAAACAGAGGAAUCAUCCACUGAUAGUGAUACAGAUGAUGAAAUUCCAGAGUUGGAAGAUCCCACCGCGGCGGCGGCUGCUGGCGGCGCAUUCCCAGGUGCAGCCGCCGCUGGAUUGCCGAUGGAUUCAGUCUCGAAAGCUAAGCAAUCUCGUGGGGAGAAGAAAGCAAGAAAAAUCAUGUCUAAAUUGGGACUUAAACAAGUACAAGGAGUAAACCGCGUAGCAAUCCGCAAAUCCAAGAACAUCUUGUUCGUCAUCAACAAACCGGACGUGUACAAGAACCCGGUGAGCGACACAUACAUCGUAUUCGGAGAGGCCAAGAUCGAAGACUUAUCGCAGCAGGCGCAAGUCGCCGCCGCCGAGAAGUUCAAGGAGGUGAACCCGGCCGGCGAUGGCGCCGCUGGCACCGCCACUACUUCCGUCGCGCCGAUCGCCGAAGAGUCUGAGGAUGAAGACGUCGACGACACGGGAGUGGAAGAAAAGGACGUGGAGCUGGUAAUGACGCAGGCGAACGUCAGCCGCUCCAAGGCGGUGAAGGCGCUCAAGAAUAACGAGAACGACAUAGUGAACGCGAUCAUGGAGUUAACGAUGUGAUCGUCGUAUGCAUUACGCUGAUCAGUAAUAUCUCACCUCGUUUUACUUUUGGGACACUUAUUUCAGAGUGUACAUACAAUGCAUACAACAUACAAUAAAAACAUAAUUUAGUCAUUCA